Molecule: messenger RNA, 3816 nt
Organism: Rana temporaria (common frog)
Lineage: Eukaryota; Metazoa; Chordata; Amphibia; Anura; Ranidae
Gene: NADSYN1
Product: NAD synthetase 1
Exons: 21
Coding region: 104-2224 (706 amino acids)
Biological process (GO): NAD+ biosynthetic process
Cellular component (GO): cytoplasm
Molecular function (GO): NAD+ synthase (glutamine-hydrolyzing) activity; glutaminase activity; ATP binding
Source: RefSeq, a predicted model, not a curated record
UGGGGGAGGAGGUACACCAGUACACAGGAGGAAAUGUCAUACUGGCUGCACUGGUCUGUCUGUUUACAGUACAUGGUGUGUGUCUGUCCUCUGUCUGCACACUAUGGGCAGGAAGGUGACCCUGGCUUCCUGUACAUUGAAUCAGUGGGCUCUGGACUUUGAUGGCAAUCUGCAGAGAAUAUUACAGAGUAUAAAGAUUGCCAAAGACAGAGGUGCUCGAUACCGGCUCGGUCCAGAAUUGGAAAUAUGUGGUUAUGGCUGUUCGGAUCACUUCUUCGAGUCCGAUACAAUCCUUCAUUCUUUCCAAGUCCUGGCGAAGCUGCUGGAGUCUCCAGUGACCACCGAUAUCAUCUGUGAUGUGGGCAUGCCGGUCAUGCACAAAAACGUCCGAUACAACUGCCGGGUGAUUUUCCUUAACAAGAAAAUUCUGCUUAUCCGACCAAAAAUGGUUAUGGCGAAUGCUGGAAAUUACCGGGAGCUGCGCUGGUUUACACCAUGGAAUAAACUGAGAGAAGUUGAAGAUCACUUCCUUCCAAGAACCAUUCAGGAAAUCACAGGGCAGGGCACAGUACCAUUUGGUGAUGCAGUUCUAGCAACUAAAGACACCUGCCUAGGAUCAGAAAUCUGUGAAGAGUUGUGGGCACCAAAUAGCCCUCACAUUGAUAUGGGCCUGGACGGGGUAGAGAUAUUUACCAAUGCUUCGGGAAGUCAUCAUGAGCUGAGAAAAGCCCACUUACGUGUCGAUCUCGUCAAAUCUACAACCACAAAAAAUGGUGGGAUCUACUUACUCUCCAAUCUCAGAGGCUGUGACAGUGACCGGCUCUACUUUGAUGGCUGUGCCAUGAUAUCCAUCAACGGAGACAUUGUUGCCCAAGGCGUUCAGUUUUCUUUACAAAAUGUGGAGGUUCUCACUGCCACAUUAGACUUGGAAGAUGUCCGUAGCUACAGGGCCCACACCUCCUCCCGGUGUAUAUCGGCCAGCAGAGUGACUCCAUUCCACAGAGUACAUGUGGACUUUUCCCUCUCCUCAUUUGAUGAUGUAUAUACUCUCACGUCUGAGCCAAUCCAAUGGAAGUAUCACAGCCCUGAGGAGGAAAUCGGUCUUGGACCAGCCUGUUGGCUUUGGGACUAUUUAAGACGUAGUAAACAGGGAGGGUUCCUUCUUCCUCUCAGUGGUGGGGUGGACAGCUCUGCUGUAGCCUGUAUUGUGUACUCUAUGUGCCGCCUCGUAUGCCAGGCUGUGGAUAUGGGAAAUGAAGAAGUGCUGCGUGAUGUACGUCAGAUGGUUGGCAAUGAAUCCUACGUGACUACGACUCCCAAUGAGCUCUGCAACCGUCUGUUGACCACUUGUUACAUGGCGACUGAGAAUUCCUCCGCUGAGACUCGAGAAAGAGCCAGCAUGCUGUCACAGGAAAUAGGCAGUUAUCACCUGACUCCAACCAUUGACACAGCUGUGAAGGCUGUUAUUGGCAUUUUUACUUCUGUGACCGGUAAAGUCCCCCAGUUUCGUGUUCAUGGUGGAAGCGGACAGGAGAAUUUGGCACUUCAGAAUGUCCAGGCCCGAUUAAGGAUGGUGAUUGCAUACUUGUUUGCUCAGCUCAGCCUCUGGACACGUGGUUUACCAGGAGGACUUCUGGUUCUUGGAUCAGCUAAUGUGGAUGAAAGCCUUCGAGGAUACCUGACAAAGUACGACUGCUCCAGUGCCGACAUUAACCCUAUUGGUGGGAUCAGUAAAACGGAUCUGAGAAGAUUCAUCGGCUAUGCUAUUGACACAUUUCAGCUCAGCGCACUGACAAGUAUACUGUCUGCCCCACCAACAGCAGAACUGGAGCCGCUCACAGAUGGACACGUAUCGCAGACCGAUGAGGAGGAUAUGGGAAUGACAUACGAUGAGCUCUCGGUCUAUGGAAAGCUGAGAAAAGUUGUGAAAACUGGACCGUACAGCAUGUUCUGUAAACUGCUUCUCAUAUGGAGGACGAUAUCACCUAGACAGGUAGCUGAGAAAGUGAAACAUUUCUUCAGGAUGUACUCCAUUAACCGGCACAAAAUGACAACCCUGACCCCGGCAUACCAUGCUGAGAGCUACAGCCCAGAUGAUAACCGGUUUGACCUCCGACCUUUCCUGUAUAAUGCAUCGUGGACGUGGCAGUUCCGCAGCAUCGAUGAACAGGUGUCUUCUCUUGAGGAAAGUAAAAUGGGAGACAUAUCUGAAGAGGUGGAUUGAAGAGAACCAGUUCCAUUCACCCCUUUCUUCUUCUUAUAAGACUAAAGAUUAGUACAACUUCAGACAAAACUUUAUUUUUCUAGUAGGGUGGGGGGUUGCAAUCCAUUUCAAAAUGUUAUUGUUAUUGGUACCCCCACUGCAGGAAUUUGACAUCUCUUACUCCUAGUGACUGUUGCCAUUGGGAGAAAAGGUGAUGGGAAAACCAAAAUGUAAGGGCAUGUGCACAUAGUGUGUUGAGGUAAGGGGCUCACAUUUGCCACAUCUUUUCUUGUCCAUUGAGGGACACUGGAAGUAUUUCACCUUUUUGGAUUAUACUGCCACCUACAGGAGAAUUUGACAUGGUCUUUUCUUCAGCUGCUGUGUUAAGACGUGCCUAUCUGAUACUACCCUUUUUUUGUAUUUGAUUUUUUUUCUCUUCAAUCAAGACCCUUCUCUAAAUUGCUUGCAUCUGGUGCAAUUAUCAUCAGCCUGGCUUUUGGAGUACCGUAUCUGGACCCUGCGGGACUGGAUGCAGAGAUAACUGGGAACUGACCUUCAGCACUGGGUUCCACGUGGGGCACUUUCCAGACUCCGCUUUGGUAAAUGUUAGCUUUCGAACACUAUCACGUCCAGGUUCAACAACAAACUGGACAGGUUUAUAUCCAGGAACAGAGAUCCAUUAUCUCUGUGGUUGCCAACAUUAAUCCAACAAUCUGCGGUGGAUGGCUUUUCAGAGGGUGACUGUGAGUUGAUAUGUCCAUGUUUUAACCUUAAAAAGCCCAAACCACCUUGCUUGUGUUGCAUUUAACAGGUGGUUUAAUUUUUACUGUGGCACACACACAGCCCUGAGCAGCUGCAUGUCCUUGAUUAGGUGGGUGGUUGAAGGGUGGUAAAAUUGUGCUGCUUUGUCUGCUUUACUUCCCCAUCGCCACUGCUCUGAAUGAACCCUUACGUAAAAUAGUUGUCAAAAUAACACACCAUUGACAUUUAAAUUAAAGCAGGUGUGAAAGGUAAAGAGAAUCCUGAAACAAUGACUUGUUGGGGGUACUUGAGAGCUGAGGUUCUGCUGGCUCCAUGGGGUCAAUCCACCUUGAUCUAUGCAGUUCUUACCUCUUCCUCAACUACUUCUUACAAUCAAGAUGGAGAGAAUUUCAGUGAUCAUCAUGGGCCAGAACGACCCAGGUGGAUGUGCUUCUCUGACCCAGUAAGACUGGGUGGACACAUUGUGGGCUCUUCCAUACCCCCUUGGAUCUUCUGUUACAAGGACUGAUCUACCAUCCUGAAAGACUUGUGUGCUGUAGACAGCAUUAUAACCCAAAAGGGAAAGACUUUUUGUGUCCCAAAUUAGAAAAAAAUUCAGUGAGUACAUUAAUCCAGUUUUUUUCAAUGCAGCGCACUACAAGAGUGUUGCUGUGUUCUUCGUAUGUGCCAUUUUAAAAUCAAUGGCCCUGCAACAGUAAUGUGCUGUAAAGGUAGCAUUUUACUGCAUGUUUCUGUAACACAGUAGUGUAAAUGGGUCACAAUAAGGACAUCUGUGGUGUACUUUCUGCUAUGUCUCUGGAACAGGAAGUGCAGGGAAAUCUCCCUAAUGGGGAUACAGGCAGAAUUUAAAA